This is a messenger RNA of Lepus europaeus (European hare), 2183 nucleotides long. RefSeq names its product syntrophin alpha 1 (gene SNTA1). The record is from RefSeq and is a predicted model, not a curated record. The coding region runs from base 108 to 1682 and encodes 524 amino acids. The transcript has 8 exons. Gene Ontology annotation, molecular function: protein binding; structural molecule activity. Gene Ontology annotation, cellular component: dystrophin-associated glycoprotein complex; neuromuscular junction; sarcolemma. Lineage: Eukaryota; Metazoa; Chordata; Mammalia; Lagomorpha; Leporidae.
GGCUGGCCCAGCCGGGCCCCCGCUGCCCUCCGCCCUGGGCGCCGGGUCGGAGUGGGCCGGGCAGGCGGGCCGGGGCUCGGUUGCGACCCGGGGGCUCGGUGGCGAAGAUGGCGUCCGGCAGGCGCGCCCCGCGAACCGGGCUGCUGGAGCUUCGUGCCGGGACGGGCGCGGGGGCAGGCGGAGAGCGCUGGCAGCGGGUGCUGGUCAGUCUGGCGGAGGACGCGCUGACCGUGAGCCCCGCCGACGGCGAGCCAGGCCCCGAGCCCGGCGCUGCGCGGGAGCCCGAGCCCGCACAGCUCAACGGCGCCGCUGAGCCGGGCGCGGCGCCCCCGCAGUUGCCCGAGGCGCUGCUGCUCCAGCGGCGCCGCGUGACGGUGCGCAAGGCCGACGCGGGCGGGCUGGGCAUCAGCAUCAAAGGAGGCCGGGAGAACAAGAUGCCCAUCCUCAUUUCCAAGAUCUUCAAGGGACUGGCGGCGGACCAGACAGAGGCCCUGUUUGUGGGGGAUGCCAUCCUGUCAGUGAACGGGGAAGACUUGUCCUCUGCCACCCACGAUGAAGCAGUGCAGGCCCUGAAGAAGACGGGCAAGGAGGUGGUGCUGGAGGUCAAGUACAUGAAGGAGGUCUCACCUUAUUUCAAGAAUUCUGCUGGUGGGACCUCAGUUGGCUGGGACUCACCUCCUGCCUCACCCCUUCAGCGGCAGCCUUCGUCCCCCGGGUCUCAACCCCGGAACCUCAGCGAAGCCAAACAUGUGCCCCUGAAGAUGGCCUAUGUGUCAAGGAGGUGCACCCCCACGGACCCGGAGCACAGGUACCUGGAGAUCUGUUCAGCAGAUGGCCAAGACACCCUCUUCCUGAGAGCCAAGGAUGAGGCUAGUGCGAGGUCGUGGGCCAGUGCCAUCCAAGCCCAGAUCAACGCUCUGCUGCCCUGGGUCAAGGACGAGCUCCAGGCACUGCUGGCAGCUUCCAGCCCAGCUGGGAGCCAGGACAUCAAGCAGAUUGGCUGGCUGACUGAGCAGCUGCCCAGUGGGGGCACAGCCCCAACCCUGGCCCUGCUGACAGAAAAGGAGCUGCUCCUCUACGGUGGUCUCCCCCAGACCCGUGAGGCCCUGAGCCGGCCGGCCCGUACUGCCCCGCUCAUCGCCACGAGGCUGGUGCACUCGGGCCCCUCGAAGGGCUCCGUGCCCUACGAUGCAGAGCUCUCCUUUGCCCUGCGCACGGGCACACGCCACGGGGUGGACACGCACCUGUUCAGCGUGGAGUCACCACAGGAGCUGGCUGCCUGGACCCGUCAGCUGGUGGACGGCUGUCACCGGGCCGCCGAGGGUGUGCAGGAGGUGUCUACAGGUGCGCUGGGUGGAUCUUGGUGUGCCUCUGUGCCUGCACAUGGAACGGCCGCCCCUGCAACCUCUCUGUGCACAUUGACAAGGGCUUCACGCUGUGGGCGGCUGAGCCUGGCGCCGCCCGAGCCGUGCUGCUCCGACAGCCCUUCGAGAAGCUGCAGAUGUCCUCAGAUGACGGUGCCAGUCUCCUCUUCCUGGACUUUGGUGGUGCUGAAGGCGAGAUCCAGCUGGACCUGCACUCGUGUCCCAAAACUAUGGUCUUCAUCAUUCACUCCUUCCUCUCGGCCAAAGUCACCCGCCUGGGGCUGCUGGCCUAGAAGUCGCCGGAUGCACCAGCCCUGAAGAGGGGGUGUCCACCACGUGGCCUGACCUGGCCCUCCGCUGACCACUCACCCCAGGGCUGAGGGGAGGGAGAGGGGAGGAGCGAGGUGCUCAGAGAGCCAGCCCCCGAGGGAGCCUGGACUGGUCUGGGGAUGGACCCACUGGACCCCGCCUGUGCUGGGGUGGCCUUCCCGCUGCCCCCUCCACCAGUGCCUUUUGCAGAGAGAGAUUUUACGUACAUAGAAGCCAUUCCGAGCCUGGGACCUGCCCCCGUGGGGAUCCUGACUCCGCACAACAGCUGAACUGCCAGGCCUCCAGGAAGUCCCCGAGUCACUCCCAGAGGCCCCAUCUGAAGUCGGAGUCCCCCGGGGUCAGUGGCAGGAGAAAGAACGGAAGCCUUUUUGCUCAUUGUCCCCUCUGUCCCACCACCUUGGGGUCUCUGGUUUCUCUCUUCAUAUUCUCUCUCUCUCUCUCUAUCUCUCUCUCUCUCGUUCUUCGAUAAAUAAACAGCCUGCAAGCACA